AUGUCUACUCCAGAUCAAUUCAAGAAUAUCAGAAUAUUGAACAUCAACGAUACCACCAAAGCCGCCAAAUGCUUGUUGGCUGCCUUUGGCACUGAUGAUUUGGCCACAUUGUUGGUAAAUCAUAUCGAUGAUCCCAAGCACAAAGUCCUCUGUGAAUUGUCUCUUUAUGAAGCCUACGUCAGACAACACAUCAUGGCGGGUUUAGUUCUUGGAAUUAAUGAAACCGAAGAGGAAUUCGAAACCGUCGGUGUAUGGUCCCUACCUGAUUCCAUCGAGAAAGGAUUAGAGAGCUUCUCCACCUUGAUGAAGUCAGGUUAUGGGAAAGUAUGGGAAAUAUAUGGAGAAGAAGGCAGAUUCAAAGUGUUUGAUGGAAUGUUACCUUUAUUGCAUGAUACUUGUGAACGGAUUCUCACCACCGACUCGAGAUUCCAUAAGAAGAAGUUGUUCACCUUGGUGUAUUUGGGGUCUACUGAAGCUGCAAGAGGAAAAGGAAACGUGAGAAAGAUGUUUGAUUUUAUGUUCCAAAACUAUAUCGAUGUCUGUCCUGACAAUCUUUCAUACUUGGAAAGCAGUGCCUUGAGUAAUAUCCCCAUUUAUGAGCGGUUCGGAUUCCAUUUCUAUGAAGAUAUUAUGUUGGGAGAGAAGAAGGCUGGAUCUGAGCCAGGUAACGAUUAUGCGGUAAUGAACGUCAUGAUCAGAGGUACAAAUGGCCAUGAUUGGACUAAAGAUGCACCUGUAUCCAGCCCUAAAUUGUAG
Molecule: messenger RNA, 756 nt
Organism: Yamadazyma tenuis ATCC 10573
Lineage: Eukaryota; Fungi; Ascomycota; Pichiomycetes; Serinales; Debaryomycetaceae
Source: RefSeq, a predicted model, not a curated record